AAUGUUUCGUUUGGGCUAUACUCUAUUUCUAUGGCCUCUAGUUCUUACUAAGGAUAUCAAUUUAGGCAUAUUAUUACCAUUCUCUGGACCAGAAAAGGAUAUCGGUCAGAGUAUAGCCGGUGCUUCGCGUAUUGCAAUUGAUAAAAUCAACUCUGACAAGAAUCUAUUACCUGAUAGAGAGAUAAAAUUCUUUUGGACUGAUACAGCAUGCUCAGCAGGACAAGGUUUAUAUAAAGUUGUUGAUAUGUGGUUUAAGUAUGGAAAAAAUUUACACGCCUUAAUUGGAGGUUAUUGUGAUGCUGUAUGCGAGCCUGUUGGACUUUUAGCCAGCCACUGGAAUUUACCGUUAAUAUCCUACGGCUGUUCCAGCUCCAGUCUAUCAAACAAAAAUAGCUAUCCAACAGUCUGUAGAACUGUUGGACCAUUCUCAAAGCUAAGUCCAAUGUUGGUUGCGGUUGCUCAAUAUUUCAAUUGGAGGCGCAUAGCGAUAAUUUCGUCAACUGAAAAUGUCUGGCAAUUGACAUCUUUCCAGAUAAAAGUUGAAUUGGAAGCUAGUGGAGUUCAUAUUCCUGUUUUUCACAGUUUUGAUCCUGGUCAUGUAAAGAUUACAGGAAAAGAAAAAGCUCUUCAUAGUGCCAUCUUGAAAGAUGUUAAAGAGAAGGCGAGAAUUGUAAUCAUCUGUGCGUACGGAGGAGACAUUAGAGAGAUGAUGCUUUUCGCUAAAGGUCUAAAUAUGACCUCGUCCGGAAAAUAUGCUUUUAUUACUAUUAAUUUACAGAGAGGUGCCUAUAUAGGAGAAUCAAGCUGGAUGGGAGAUGAUGGAAGAGACGAGGAAGCGUUCGAAGCAUUUAUAGGUCUACUCAACGUCCAUAUUAAUAAACCCAAUACAGAAAAAUAUAAGGCUUUCGAAGACCUUGUGAGAAUACGAAAUCAGGAAGAUCCUUUUCAAGGAAAUUUUUAUGAAACUAUCGACGUUCAUGCUGGAAGUUUGUACGAUGCGGUUUAUCUUUAUGCUUUUGGCUUGAACAAAACUUUAGAAACGGGAGGAGAUGAGUUUAAUGGCAGUUUAGUUGCUAAAAAUAUGAUUAACUUAACAUAUCCAGGUAUUGAUGGAUUAGUUAGUAUCGAUGAAACAGGAGAUAGAAAUCCCGAUUAUUCUCUCCAAGAUUUCAAAAAUGGUUUAUUCGAAGAUUUCGCCGAAUAUAUAUAUUCGACAAAAACUUUUACAGUUAAUUCCGAUAUUUUGAUAAUCUUUCCCGGAAAUAAAAGCGUUCCUCCAAAAGACGGUCCCGAUUGUGGAUGGAACAAUGAAUUUUGUCCAGAUGAAAAGGAUAAAAGUUCCAUCACAAUAAUAAUUAGUUUUGUUUGCGCCAUAGCAGUAUCGUUUACAAUACUUGGAAUCGGCGUUACUACAUACUUAAAAAAAAAGAACUACGAACAUCAAAUUCAACAAACCGAAUUAUGGAAGAUUAAUUAUAAUCAGCUAGAAUUGAUUGAUGCUAAAAACGUGAAAAAUUACAAAGGAGGAAUUAUUAGAACCGCAAGCUCUAGUAGAAUUAUGUCCAGAAUGACAGAUGAUUCCAGUAACGAUGAUACAAGCUAUAGGGAACAAACAUCUCAGCAAAUAUUCUCAUGUAUUGCUAGAUAUAAGGGUAAGACCGUGACCAUAAAGAAUAUUGAGAAUGACGAUAUCAGAUUGACAAGACAACUGUUAGUAGAGCUAAAAGCGAUGAGAGAUUUAACUCAUGACAAUAUCAAUCAAUUCGUUGGUCUUUGUCUUGAGAAACCACAUGUAAGCUUCAUUGAAAACUACUGCCCUAGAGGAAGUAUUCAAGACGUCUUAGCCAGAGAUGAUAAAUUAAUAGAUGAAUUUCAAUUUUCAUUUGCAAUUGAUAUAGCAAGUGGUGUGGCCUACCUGCAUAAUAGUCCCUUACAUUCCCACGGAAGACUAAAAAGUGGAAAUUGUCUUGUUGACAGUCGAUGGAUUGUAAAGUUAUCUGAUUUUGGGUGUCCUUGGCUAAGAAAAAACGACUUAGGCUCAGAAGACUGUUUCUACCAAGCUUAUUUUUGGACGGCUCCCGAGCUAUUAAGAGACGGUUGCUCCGCACUAAGAGGAACUCAGCAAGGCGACGCCUAUUCUUAUGGAAUUAUUCUUCAGGAAAUAAUUUCCAGAAAUGUUCCAUUCUAUUCCGAAAACGCUAUUAGUCCAAAAGAAAUUAUUGAAUGCAUUAAGCAUAAAACUGGUAAUCCAUUUAGACCAAGAUUAACGGAUACUAAUUGCAACCCAAGCCUAUUACAAUUAAUGAUCAGCUGUUGGUCGGAGGAACCCGAAAAGAGACCAACUUUUUCAGAAAUAAAGAAGGCAUUAAAGAAAAUGUCGGGCGGAAAGGAAACUAAUGUGAUGGACAAGAUGGUACACAUGUUGGAAAGAUACGCCAAUCAAUUAGAAAGUGAAGUACUAGAGCGUACUAAUGAACUUGCUGAGGAAAAGAAGAAAACUGACAUGCUUUUAUAUAGGAUGCUACCUAAGCAAGUUGCAGAUGCCUUAAAAUCAAAUGAGGAUGUUACACCGCGUUCUUACGAGAGUGUUACUAUAUACUUUUCAGAUAUUGUUGGUUUUACACAAAUGGCUUCCGAAAGUACACCUUUACAGGUUGUGGAUUUUCUCAACGAGCUCUAUACAAACUUUGACACUAUUAUAGAUAAUUACAAGGUAGAAACUAUUGGAGAUGCUUACAUGGUAACUAGCGGCGUCCCUCAGGAAUUCUCUACUCAUGCCCCUGAAAUAGCAACAAUGGCACUUGAUAUUUUAAGUUGCUUGACAACUUUUCGAAUAAAACAUAUGGAGGAAAAGAGAGUGUUCGUUCGUAUUGGAAUUCAUUCAGGUCCGGUUGUUACAGGUAUAGUUGGGCAAAAGAUGCCUAGAUACUGUUUAUUUGGUGAUACAGUUAAUACUGCAUCGCGAAUGGAGAGCACAAGUCUAGCUCUUCGGAUUCAAGUAAGUGAGACUACAGGGUUUUUUCUCAGAGAGGAUGGAAGUUUCUCUCUUGAAGAGAGGGGAGGUGUAUCAAUUAAGGGAAAGGGAACAAUGAAAACAUAUUGGCUAUUAGGCAAAACAGGUUUUACCAAAACUCUUCCAUCACCUCCAUCACCACCAUUGAAACCCAAACAACAUGUUGAAGAAUAG
Dimorphilus gyrociliatus is the source of this 3187-nucleotide messenger RNA. NCBI's taxonomy places the organism in Eukaryota, Metazoa, Annelida, Polychaeta, Dinophilidae. The record is from the annotation of a GenBank genome assembly.